Molecule: messenger RNA, 1461 nt
Organism: Aspergillus oryzae RIB40
Lineage: Eukaryota; Fungi; Ascomycota; Eurotiomycetes; Eurotiales; Aspergillaceae
Exons: 4
Coding region: 1-1461 (486 amino acids)
Source: RefSeq, a predicted model, not a curated record
AUGGCGAGAACACAAUGGCCGUCUCUCGGAGUGGCCGCUCUCCAGAUACUUUCCUUUAGUCUUGUGAACCAGGCACUCGCUCAAUCUUGUGCUGCAAACUAUCCCCCCUCCGCCCCCGUCGCAAGUGCUACUGCAACACUUGGGCCCGUACCAGCGCCAGAUCUCGAUACUUCUGACCCAAUUCAUUUAAUCCCAGCUCCCAAGGUCUCUCUUUACUAUGGCUCCUUGGACUCUGAGCCCUCUACCAAAGCCGCCUCUGGCUCUGUUAACAUGAACCUGGAGCUUAACCAUGACACCGUUGUUUUAGAGUACAUCGACGCUAUAGGCAGUGUCAAGUGCACUGAUGAGUCUGUGACCGUCGCCUUCAAGAACGCUGCUGGCUUCGAAAUAGCCCUCCAAUCUUGGUCAUUGGAAGAGAACCUUAUCCUGAUCACAAACCACCUAGGCAACUGUGAUGCUGAGUUCGAGAGAGGGUUCUUCAAGGUCGACCAGAUAGCCUCGGAUAAGUCCAAUUUGUCAAUCACCUGCAAUGCCUCUAAGCAUCCAAUUGACAAAAUUGCUGAAACCUGCGAGCUUUCUUUCUCGUCAGUGCCAGCGGGCAAACUCGCCAAGCGCCUCACACUCAAUCCCUCCUACAGCAUACCGUUUUCUAAGUCCCUGGCCCACAAUACUGUUCUCCUGAAUGAGCCCCCGUACCUCACUGUUACCGCCGACGAAGCGGCCUUCUCCUCGGAAAUCACCUUCUCUGGCUAUCUGUACUACGACUUUUGGGCCUUCAAGUUGCGGCAACUGUACUUCGACAUCGACGCCGGCUUUUCCGCCGAUGUGGCUCUUAGCGCGCACCUCGCCGCCUCCUACAACAAGUCCUUCACGUACAACCCCUCGGAUCUCACCUACACGCUUGUCAAUAUCCCCGGCAUCGUGCAGCUUGGUCCUGGUGUAGCUUUCGGCCUAGAGAUGGAUUUCAGCGCCUCAGCCGACGUAGAUAUAGCCGCAGGCCUGUCUAUUUCCAUGCCAAAUGGCAAUGUGCAUGUUGACAUUCUGAACAGCGUGAAUACUGUGGCGACUGGAUGGACGCCAACGUACCACCCAUAUGCCAAUAUCUCCGCGCAAGCCAACGUCCAGGCUGAUGCUAGCGCCACCGUGACGGUCGAGAUGGCGCUGAGCUUCCUCGGAGGGCUCAUUGAUCUUAGCAGUGGAUUAACCGCAAAACCGGGAAUUGCCAACACGUUUGUGCUCGAUGCCAAACUCGACACAGAGCAUGCUACAAAUGCUACACGUGUCACAAAUUCUACGGCAACGGGAGUCCCCACGGAUGUGCACGGCGGAGGUAAUCCAUGCGGUGAUGGGGUCAUGGAGCACCACUCUGGUAAAUACGGGGAUUCCACUAUGGGACUUCUGCUACCAAUUUUAAGAUCCGAGAACAAGAAGGCACAUCCACGUGAUCUGACGUGCCCUUGA